AUGGCUCCUGGAGAAACGGAAAGGGAGGCGGGGCCAGCCAAGAGUGCCCUCCGGAAGGUACGCACAGCAACCCUGGUUAUCAACUUGGCCCGAGGUUGGCAGCAGUGGGCGAAUGAAAACAGCACCCGGCAGGCCCAGGAACCGACAGGCUGGCUGCCUGGAGCAACUCAGGACCCAUCCCACACUCCUAAACCAGGGGUGUGUCCCAGUCCCCACCAGCACGCCCCCAAACCUCCUUCUCCAAAGCCAGAUGGGCACGGAGAGAGACAAUGCUCAGAAGAAGCUGUGGAGGUCUCCCACAUCAAAAGGAAAGAGGUGACCAAAACAGUUGUCAGCAAGGCUUAUGAGAGAGGAGGAGAUGUGAACUAUCUGAGCCACAGGUAUGAGAACGACGGCAGCGGGACCGAGGCUGUUCAGCCAGAGAAUGACAUUGACAGAAUCCUCCUCAGCCAUGACUCGCCGACACGGAGAAGAAAAUGCACCAACCUGGUAUCCGAGCUGACCAAGGGCUGGAAAGUGAUGGAACAGGAGGAGCCCAAGUGGAAGAGUGACAGCAUAGACACAGAGGACAGUGGCUACGGAGGGGACAUGGAGGAGAGGCCUGAGCAAGAUGCCGUGCAGGUGGCUGCUGCCAGGAUCAAGCGCCCCUUGCUCUCCCAGGCAAACAGAUAUUCAGAGACACUCAACUGUAAGGCCCAUCGGAAAUACAGCCAUGUGGACAACCUGAAAGGGAGGUGGCAGCAGUGGGCUGAUGAGCACAUACAGUCACAGAAGCUCAACCCCUUCAGUGAUGAAUUCGACUACGACCUGGCCAUGUCCACUCGGCUACACAAGGGAGACAAGGGCUAUGGCCGUCCCAAGGAGGGAAGUAAGACAGCUGAAAGAGCCAAGAGAGCUGAGGAGCACAUCUACCGGGAAAUUAUGGAAUUGUGCUUUGUGAUCCGCACUAUGGCCCGCCACAGACGAGAUGGCAAAAUCCAGGUUACUUUUGGGGAACUCUUUGAUAGGUAUGUUCGAAUUUCAGAUAAAGUGGUGGGCAUCCUCAUGCGUGCCAGGAAGCAUGGACUGGUGCACUUUGAAGGAGAGAUGCUCUGGCAAGGCCAAGACGACCAUGUUGUGAUUACUCUCCUUGAGUAAGACCUCAACAAAUCAACUCUCCGUUGCUCUCCUGCUAAAUGAUAAUGUAUUACAAGGUAUUGCUGCU
This is a messenger RNA of Psammomys obesus (fat sand rat), 1204 nucleotides long. RefSeq names its product actin binding Rho activating protein (gene Abra). Gene Ontology annotation, cellular component: sarcomere. The transcript has 2 exons. The record is from RefSeq and is a predicted model, not a curated record. Gene Ontology annotation, biological process: positive regulation of transcription by RNA polymerase II; positive regulation of Rho protein signal transduction. NCBI's taxonomy places the organism in Eukaryota, Metazoa, Chordata, Mammalia, Rodentia, Muridae. Gene Ontology annotation, molecular function: actin binding. The coding region runs from base 1 to 1137 and encodes 378 amino acids.